Molecule: messenger RNA, 216 nt
Organism: Eruca vesicaria subsp. sativa (arugula)
Lineage: Eukaryota; Viridiplantae; Streptophyta; Magnoliopsida; Brassicales; Brassicaceae
Source: the annotation of a GenBank genome assembly
AUGAGCUUUCAAACAACAGCACUAAAAAGUUGCUUUAUGCAUCCACCAGGUGCUAUUCUUGCUCCUGGGGAGAGACUAUCAUAUCCAUUGCUGCUGUGGACAGAUUGUAUGGAUGUGAUCGGUGUGGACAGUAGUUGUGUGGAUGUGGUUGAUGUGGACACAAGAGACGUGAAGAGAAAAGAUGGAGAUCGUGUUAAGUGGCCGUGGAUACCAUAA